GCAUUUUGUUAAGAUAUUUAGCAGCAAUUACCUCUUCGGUUGUAAAAGUAGAAAAAAAUAAAAAUAAUCUUGUAAACACUCAUAUUCUUUUUUUGGAUCUUUUGAAAAAUAAAUUUAAUUUUGAUUUCUUAAUCAAGUAUUUAUGUGAAGAUUUUGUUAAUCAAAGUGUAAAAUAAUUAAGGACUGCAAUAAUCUGUGACCAUUGCGACGUGUACAAUCGGACUUGUGACGUGUACAGAUUUUAAAUUUGUUCCGAACUUUUGAUCGAAAUGUUGGACUAUGUAGUAGUUUUUACAAAAGGUGGUGUAGUUUUAUGGAAAUGUAAUUCUACGGACCAAAAUGUAACUCCAAAUAUAAACAGUUUGAUACGUAGUGUUAUAUUAGAGGAACGUAAUACAGAAUCAAAGUAUUUUGAGGAGGAUAACUUGGCUAUACAAUUUAAAUUGGACAAUGAACUUGAAUUGGUUUACGUUGUUGUUUAUCAGAAAGUUAUAAAAUUGCCCUACGUCGAUGGUUUUUUAAGCGAUAUGCAGAUUGCAUUUAUGGAUAAGUUCGGUGAUGUAUUGACAUCUUCCCAACGUUAUGGUGUCGAAUAUGAAUUUGACAGCGAGUUUAGAGCCGCGUUAGUAUCGGCGGAGAACUCGGCCAAACAAAACAGCAAAGCUCCGAAAGCUAUGAGGUCCUUUAAUGAAUCUCUUAAAUCAAAGAAAACUGUAGCUUCAAUGAUUGAAAAUCCAAAUGAUAACAAAAAAAGUGAAAAUACAAAGAAAGUAAAUAUAGUGGAGAGUCCAAAAGCUGAGAAAACUGUCACAACUGAAGAUAUUAUCAUGGAAAAUCGCAAAAAAUUAAGAGAAAAAUUAUCAGGUAAAAAGAGUCCUCAACCGGAGAGUAAGACUAAAGCUGAAAAGGAAAAAGCUGGCAAAAAACCAAGAGUUUGGGAUUUGGGUGGAAGCUCUAAGGAUGCUGUAGUAUUGGAUCGUUCAAGAGAUAAUGCUGACGACGUACAAUACAAAAAUAUUCAAAACAAUAUUGUAGGCACAAUGCAGGGAAGUAUACGAGAUUUGGAAGUAGAGAGUGAUGACGAUGAAGUUGAUUCUGACAAUGACGAACCUAUGAUUAAAGUUGUCUCAGAUAGUAAGAAAAAAUCGGGCAUUUUAUCUUACUUCAAGGGCUUUGUAGGUGGAAAAACUUUGACACGCACGGAUUUGCAGGCAGCUUUAGACAAAAUGCGUGAUCACCUAAUUUCCAAGAAUGUUGCUGCCGAUAUUGCGUGCAAACUUUGCGACUCUGUCGCUUCUAGUUUGGAAGGCAAAUCUAUUGGCACAUUUGAUUCAGUGGCAACUAUGGUCAAAGAUGCUUUAACAAUGUCUUUAGUCCGUAUUUUAUCACCAAAACGACGCGUUGAUAUUAUACGUGAUGCCCUCGAAGCCAAACGAAACAACAGACCAUAUACUACCAUUUUCUGUGGUGUUAAUGGUGUGGGAAAGUCCACUAAUUUAGCCAAAAUAUGUUUUUGGCUAAUUGAGAACGAUUUCAGUGUUUUAAUAGCUGCUUGCGAUACUUUCCGUGCCGGUGCAGUGGAACAAUUGCGUACACACACACGACAUCUAAAUGCCCUCCAUCCGCCAGAGAAGCAUGGUGGUCGCACUAUGGUUCAACUUUAUGAAAAAGGUUAUGGUAAAGACGCCGCCGGUAUAGCGAUGGAAGCCAUUAAGUUUGCUAAUGACACGCGUAUCGAUGUUGUAUUGGUGGACACUGCUGGUCGUAUGCAAGACAAUGAGCCAUUGAUGCGCUCCCUCUCAAAACUCAUUAAAGUUAAUGAUCCCGAUUUGGUACUCUUUGUUGGCGAAGCUUUAGUCGGUAAUGAAGCCGUAGAUCAGUUGGUUAAAUUUAAUCAAGCCCUUGCCGAUUAUUCUUCCGACGAAAAUCCCCACAUUAUCGAUGGAAUUGUCCUAACAAAGUUUGAUACGAUAGACGAUAAAGUUGGCGCUGCCAUAUCAAUGACAUACAUCACAGGUCAGCCAAUUGUGUUUGUGGGCACUGGUCAAACCUAUUCCGAUUUAAAAGCUAUCAACGUCAAUGCUGUUGUGCACUCGCUUAUGAAGUAACUUGUUGUUAAUCCCUUAAUAAUUUUCACGGUUAUUUUUCUUUGUUUUAUAUUUUUACACAUUUUCAAUUAAGUAAAUCUUUUCUGUUUUGUACAUUUAUUAAAAA
Molecule: messenger RNA, 2214 nt
Organism: Lucilia cuprina (Australian sheep blowfly)
Lineage: Eukaryota; Metazoa; Arthropoda; Insecta; Diptera; Calliphoridae
Gene: SrpRalpha
Product: signal recognition particle receptor subunit alpha homolog
Exons: 3
Coding region: 270-2108 (612 amino acids)
Biological process (GO): SRP-dependent cotranslational protein targeting to membrane
Cellular component (GO): endoplasmic reticulum membrane; signal recognition particle receptor complex
Molecular function (GO): GTP binding; GTPase activity; signal recognition particle binding
Source: RefSeq, a predicted model, not a curated record